AUCACUGCUCUCUGCCACUGCGGAUUAGCGCCUGCGCCGCUCCCUUCACAUCGUCGGCCGGCGCCAUGGCCUCUCCGUCCCCGUCCUCUCCCACUGACCGCCGCCGCAGGCACACCAUCUACCACGGCCACCGCCGCGCCUCGCCGCACCGGCCCACAGUCCGCGGCGGCCUCUUCACUGAUCUCCGCUUCCCCUCCACUAUACACCGCCCUUCCUCCUCCCCCUCCACCGCCACCGCCUUCCGCCUCCGUGACUGGGAUCCACACUCGCCCUCUUCCUCGUCGUCUGCUCGCUCUCCGUCACCUCCUUCCGCCUCCUCCUCCUCCUCCACAUCCGCCUCCGCUCGCCGCCUCUCCCCGCUCGCGCGCUUCCUCCUCGACGCGCUCCGCCGCCACCAGCGCUGGGGACCGCCCGUUGUCGCCGAUCUCUCCAAGCUCCGCCGCGUCCCUCCAUCCCUCGUCGCUGAGGUCCUCACCGCGCGCCCUCCCCCGCCGCCUCCGCUCGCGCUCCCGUUCUUCCUCUGGGCGGGCCGCCAGAAGGGCUUCCGUCACUGCUUCCCAGCUUUCCAUGCCCUCGCCUCGCUACUGUCCGCGGCGGGCCUCCCAGCCGCGGCUGACCAGCUCCCCGACCUCAUGCGCGCGCACGGCAGACCGAUCUCCCACCCGCAGCUCACCCUCCUCGUCCGCCUCCACACCGCCGCGCGCCGCCCCCUCCGCGCUCUGCACGCGCUUCGCCGCUUCCGCCACGAGUUCGACGUCCAACCCCAGGUCCACGCGUGCAACCGCGUCCUUGGCGCGCUGGCUGCUGCGGGCCACGUUGAGGACGCGCUCAAGCUGUUCGAUGAAAUGUCGGAGGGUGGUGUGCAGCCCAUCCCAGUGACGUUUGCCAUCAUGGUUCGUGCACUAGCACACGCCGGAAUGGUUGAUAGGCUUCUGGAGAUGAUUGGGAGGAUGCGGAACGAGGUGUGUCGGCCUGAUGUCUUUGUGUACACUGCACUGGUGAAGACAAUGGUGCGGAGGGGGUAUAUGGAUGGCUGCAUGAGGGUUUGGGACGAAAUGGAAAAGGAUGGGGUGGAGCCAGACACAAUGGCAUAUGCUACUAUGGUCGGGGGACUCUGCAAGGCUGGGAUGGUGGAGGAAGCAGCAGAAUUGUUCAAGGAGAUGAGGAGCAAGGGGUUACUGGUGGACAGGAUGGUGUAUGCAUCGCUCAUUGAUGGGUAUGUUGCUGUUGGCAGGGUUGGGGAUGGGUGUAGGUUGUUGAACGAGUUGGUUGAUGCUGGCUACCGUGCUGACCUGGGGAUAUAUAACACACUUAUUAUUGGGCUGUGUGGCAUAGGUAGGGAGGAUAAGGCUCAUAAGUUAUUUCAGAUUGUUCUUCAGGAGGACCUUAUGCCAAGUUCUGAUACUGUUUCACCGUUGCUAGCUUGUUAUGCCGAAAAGGGUGAAAUGGUUACAUUUUUUGGGUUGGUUAACAAACUGGCAGAGAUGGGCUUGUCUGUUGUUGAAAUGUUAGUAGAUUUUAUGAAGCUCCUUGCAGGAAAGGAUGGUAGGGUAUUGAAGGCUGUGGAAGUGUUUGAUGCAUUGAGACAAAAACAGUAUUGUAGUGUUGGCAUUUAUAAUAUUCUUAUUGAAAAUCUGCUGAAGAUCAAGGAUAGGAAGAAAUCACUUUUGUUGUUUGAAGAAAUGCAAAGCUCAGUUGAUUUUAAACCAGAUUCAUGUACAUAUAGUCAUAUGAUCCCAUGUUUCGUGGAUGAAGGAAAUGUCAAAGAGGCCUGCUCAUGCUACAACACCAUGAUGAAGGAAAAUUGGAUACCAAGUAUGUCAGCCUACUGUGUUCUUGUGAAAGGGCUUUGCAAGAUGGGGGAGAUCAACACAGCCAUAUCACUUGUUAAAGAUUGUCUUGGAAAUAUAGAAAAUGGGCCAGCUGAAUUUAAAUACACCUUGACUAUUCUGGAAGCUUGCAGAUCAAAAAGACCAGAGAAAGUCAUCAAUGUGGUGUAUGAGAUGAUUGAAGUAGGUUGUUCAAUGGAAGAAAUUGUCUAUUCUGCUAUCAUAUAUGGCUUCUGCAAGUAUGCAAGUUCAACUGAGGCGAGACAGGUAUUCACUAUCAUGAGAGAUCAAAAUAUCUUAUCAGAAGCCAAUUUUAUUGUUUACGAGGACAUGCUGAACGAGCACUUAAAGAAGGCCACUGCAGACUUGGUGAUAUCUGGAUUGAAGUUUUUUGACCUUGAAUCAAAAUUGAAAUGGAGAACCAGAAUUGAUUGAAGAAAUAUCUAUAUAGUUACUUGGUACAAACUUCUCUUCAUUCUGAUUUCAGAUUUUAACUGUUGGAUACAUAUCUCUACUACUUAUUAAGAGCGUAAGCAGUGGCGGAGCCAAGGCUCGGCUAGUUAGUUGGUUAGUCAUAGCCUCAUAGGGCUAUUUAUAAGCCGCAUGGCAGCAGGGAAUACAUCAAGCAAGAUCAUUAUCAAACCAAUCUCUCUCUCUUGCAAUGACCCUCUCAAGCGCCUAGGGCUGCUACCCUAGAACCAAGCCUGCGGCAGAGGGGUAUAACCUCGCCGGAGAAGACAGCUAUCCCCAUGGACCAAAGGUCCAUGACAGCCGGGGUCGGGAUCUUACUUGUCACAAAUGUUGAGGAUAGUGCCAAUAGAUUCAUCUGCGCUUGUGUGGUAGUGUUCUACACAUCACUUUAACAUAUUGAGAAAGUGGAGUUUUUGAGGGGCCAGAAUUGGAGCGUUACACUGACUAGGAGCAGGGCUUCACCCUCCUCAAGCCAGCCUCCUGGCCCAAGGUGGAGAAGAUGGGCGUGACAGCGUUGUUUCAACAGGAGGGUGAAGGGAGCAACAAUAUUGGGUUUGUCGUCAACCUUCGGCUUAAUUCGCUGACGGAGUUCGGGACGCCGCCAGUUCAUCGCGGGCAAACUUCUGCAAGCAGAGAAGAAAAAGGAUGUUCUCAGUGGGAGAGAGAUCAGGUCAUGGCGGCCUGGCAGUGUAUGAAAUUGAGUACACACUGGAUAGCACUAGGUGAGGGAUGAAACAGAUCUUCUCGGGUGCAUUUGUUGCUUCAAGGAAGCUUUAUCUGCUCAACAUAGCCUAUUCAGACACCCGGACAGUGAGUCAAGAAUUGUUCUGGACAAAGCAUUCCAUUCUUUUGAUUAUGUAUAGUUUAUAUUUUCUAUGGCAGAAAAUAUAGUCGUGAGUAUUUGUUUGUUUGUAAAAAGAGUGCUAAUCAAAAGGUUGCAUUGUCGUCUUGUCCAGUACUAUUGCACCUUUAUCAGUGAUGUCAGGCUAUAAGUAAUUUCAGUUUAGAUAAUGAACUUCAUCUUGCACAUAUUGGUAACAUUAUUUGUGUCGAAAGCAGUAAAAUGUCGUGAUCUUAAUUCCUAGCCUAACACUACUGCAUUUGUAAUAUCUUGGACUUGAAAUUUUAUACAGUGGAGUACAUCUAUAUUUUUUUGAGA
Zea mays is the source of this 3459-nucleotide messenger RNA. RefSeq names its product pentatricopeptide repeat-containing protein At4g20740. Gene Ontology annotation, molecular function: protein binding. Bases 66 to 2264 code for a protein of 732 amino acids. Lineage: Eukaryota; Viridiplantae; Streptophyta; Magnoliopsida; Poales; Poaceae. The record is from RefSeq and is a predicted model, not a curated record. The transcript has 4 exons.